Carassius auratus (goldfish) is the source of this 1420-nucleotide messenger RNA. Its product is annotated as LETM1 domain-containing protein 1-like. Gene Ontology annotation, molecular function: ribosome binding. The record is from RefSeq and is a predicted model, not a curated record. Bases 6 to 1022 code for a protein of 338 amino acids. Gene Ontology annotation, cellular component: mitochondrial inner membrane. NCBI's taxonomy places the organism in Eukaryota, Metazoa, Chordata, Actinopteri, Cypriniformes, Cyprinidae. Gene Ontology annotation, biological process: intracellular monoatomic cation homeostasis. The transcript has 9 exons.
CCAAGAUGGCACUGUCCUGUAGAGGUGUGUGGAGCGGAGCUUCUUUGAUCUUAUUUUAUGGAAAACGACCUGUCGGAGUCAAAGCAAGUCUCUGCACACCUAGACUGGAUUACACAAAAUCCAGUAGUUUGUGGUUUGUUAGACACUACUCACCUUCACAAGCAAGACAUGGAAUUGGUCGAAGCAUUCUGAAAUGGACCAAUGAGAAAUAUGAGAGAUUCCUGCAACGUCGCUUUCCACGAUUUUACGUUCUCUAUCAGACUUUUAUGAGAGGUUUCCGACUCCUGUUUCAAGAUGGUAAAAAAGUGAGAAGAAUCAUAGCCUGCAUGCUGAAUGAAAAAACUGAGUACCAGAAUUUGCAUUACCGUGAUAUGGAGAAAAUCAGGCAGGUCCGCAGGGACUUAAUCAAAGCCAUCCCAUUGGUCAUCUUAUCAAUACCUCCCUUUGCCAACUAUGUGGUCUUCAUCCUUAUGUACCUCUAUCCUCGCCAGCUUCUGAUCCGGCACUUCUGGACCCCACAGCAGCUGGUGGAGUUUCAGGGGGUGUAUCAUGCCCAGAGAGCACAACACCACUGGGCUAUAGUCAAAGGGCUGGAGAGCAUAUCAACAUCUGUCCAAGACAGCCGCCUCAAAAGCCGCCUCAUGGAGCUCUGCAGUAAGGUCCGAAGUGGAGUCCAUCCUGUGGUGUCUGAUGUCCAUGCAGUGAGAACUUUGUUCUCUGGGCCUCCCUUGGGUAUCAAGAGAAUAUAUGCAGAUCAGAUGAGGCACCUGUGUCCUUUGCUUUUCCUGACGCCCCGCCUCCCAGGCUUCUGGAUUGGUCGACGCUUGAACAGCCACGCCUUAGAACUCAUGCAGCUUGACCGCGCCAUUGUUCGAUUAGGCGUGCACCAAUUAAACGAUGCGGAGCUCAGAGAGGCAUGUUACGUGAGAGGGCUGAAUCCUGACCAUCUGAGUCCCGGACAGUGCCGGGAAUGGCUCACACAGUGGUUGCAGUUCUCAACACACCUCAAAGAUUCUCUGUAGACAAUACAACAUGUCUGGUGUACAACUGAAUGAAUUGCCGAGGAUACUGUAUCCCAUAAUGCAGUGCAGUGUUAUGAAUGAAGCAAAAGUAAUUUUAAUGAUUAUUUACUCAAAAUUAAAACGGUUCUUGAUGAUAACAGUGUGGCAUAUUAAUAUUAAGAAUUACAGUUUAAAUGUUGUUUUUAAGUAUAUUGUAUACUGCACAGUAUUCAGUAUUUGAACAUAAAUGUACUCUAAAGUUAGCUUUUAAUACACACUGAAUGUUUCUUAAUUGGUCAGUUGAGGUUUGUGUUGAUGGCAUGAACAAAUAACAGAAGAAACCACAGUUUUUCUUUUGAAACUGAGAUGACAGUUACUGUGUUGCACAUUCAUUGUGGUAUUGUGUUUCCUUUCUGUUU